AUGAAUCGCAGUAAAAUAUUACUCUCUCGAAAUUCAAGGCUUUAUAUUAUCCAGCAAAAUGGUCCAAUUCUUGAGAGCGAAAUAGAAAAUGAAUAUAUGUUUAACAGUAUUGGCAUGAGCAAUAUGACUUAUUCUUACAACAAUUCUAAAGUAUUUAUUGGAAAUAUUGCUUAUUUAUCUAUAUUUUACGAACUAGGAGUCCAUUUAUACCGGUUUAAUUUAUCGGACGGUAGCAUGAUAAAAUUGUCAGUAUUUCAGAAAGUAGCGCAGCUUCCUUAG
Molecule: messenger RNA, 279 nt
Organism: Blepharisma stoltei
Lineage: Eukaryota; Ciliophora; Heterotrichea; Heterotrichida; Blepharismidae
Source: the annotation of a GenBank genome assembly